Messenger RNA from Talaromyces stipitatus ATCC 10500, 327 nucleotides. RefSeq lists its product as uncharacterized. Lineage: Eukaryota; Fungi; Ascomycota; Eurotiomycetes; Eurotiales; Trichocomaceae. The transcript has 2 exons. Bases 1 to 327 code for a protein of 108 amino acids. The record is from RefSeq and is a predicted model, not a curated record.
AUGUGGGGAGCUGGUCACUUUGCGCUUCGCUCAAUGGAAAAACUUGACUUUAAGACCCUGAAGGUUCAAUUUUACUGGGAAAGAAAGUUAUUGAACGGGGUAACCGAAAUCAAACUCUUGACAGAGCCCAAGUCUACUCCUGUUGUUUCUGGUGACACUUUCACUCUGACUACACCUGAUCCCGAUCGAUUGCCACUGCCAAGUUGGUCCCUCCUCGAAAUACAGUGGCAUCUCCAGCGCAUCGUAGCAACGAGUGGCACCGCCGAAGCGCAAGACUACCCGGAUUCUGAUGAUGACUUUGAUGAUAUUGAGGAGUGUUUGAUGUAA